CAAGUGACAUAUUUUCAUUUGUAUUCGCUUAUAAAGUCAAUGUACCCUCGCAUUUCCUGCCAUAUAAUUAAAGUAUCCGGUUGUACCCCAUGGUGAGGGUCCGCUUGUUUCCACCUCCUUCACCGAGGGAGGGAGGCAGACUGCUCCAGGCGUUUUGGGAUUUUUUUUUAUUUAUUUAUUAUUUUUUAUUGUCUUCCUCAGUGUACCUGGGAAACACCGUGCAGUGCGGAUGUGUGUGUGUGUCCUCUUUUCAUUUAAACACCAGGGAACGGGACCACAGAGGCACAGGAGGUCAAUUAAGCUGUUUUCAUGCAUAGAGAAGAAUAGAAAGAGGAGGAAAGAAGGAGAAAUGAAGAAGGAGGAGGAAGAAGAAGGAAGGGAAGGAGGAAGAGGAGAAGGAAAAGAAGAAAUAUUAAGAAGACAAUAUUUUCACUGAAUUUCCAGCGUUUUAAAGAGGAGAAAGGGGAAGAAAGGAGGAUGAGGGUGAGGAAGACGAGGAAGAGGAAGAGGAUUAAAUUUAUUGCAUUUUUCUUAGACAGUCCUCAGGAUGUCAACAUUGUAUAAUGGUACAGUGUUGAGGCAGGGACGGUCGCGUUAUAAUUCACUAAUUGAGGUUACUUUUGAUAAAUAAACAACUAGUACGGAGUCUUUUAAGUAUUUUACAUUAUCUUAUACCGGAAAAUAUUAAGGAAAAGUGGCGUAAAUAAGAAAAAAAAGGCAAACAUUAGAGAUGUGGGAUUUUAUAACUUGUGGCAUCUUAAAAUACUAGUAUAAGAUAAACCCUAUGCAAAACGAACAAUAUAACCUUUAUUAAUCAUCAUAACCUAGAAAACCGAUAAAUAUAUAUAUAAAAACCAGUGUAAUUAGUAAAAAACAAAAAAAAACUGUCCCUGGGAAGUGAGACGGCCCACAGAGUCGCGCCAAAAACGUGGAUCUACAGGCCAGGCAUCUUAUGUUUAACCAGGUGUACAAGGUGCUGGCUUUCAAGGGCUCCUCCACACCUACAGACACACGCACACACCACCAGAUACAGGAAGAAUUAAUUGAUGAGCUACAGAACUACAGCAUCGUUCAGGUGGCAGCCGGAGACCAGCACUCUCUUGCUCUCACCUCCUGGGGCCUGGCCAUAAACAGUGCACAUGCGGGACUGAGUCACUCGGUAAACACAGUGCAGCGGGCCGCGGGUGGCGCCAAGCAGUGCGCUGUGGUGGCCAGGGGACAGAGUAUGCCUUGUGCGGGAAUUUUAAUCGAUUUUAUCUACGCACGGGGUGACAAUGGGUACGGUGAGCUUGGCGUCAACUCCUGCGACAGUCACACCGCCACACGCAAGCUUGUCAAGAGUCUGGCCAGGAAGGUGACAGUGCAGCUGGCCUGUGGCGCCAACCACACCCUUGCCUUGACUGCUGAUGGUGACAAAAUACCUUGGGCCAGUUGGCACUUAGACACUGACAGGGGCCCCAGAAGGAUCCUGCCCUGGUGACCUCCUUGGCUGGCACCCUCUUAGUCCUGCUGGCCGCUGCGGGUCACCACUCUGCUGCCGUGACCCAGGCCGGCUACCUGCUGUUGUGGGGGUCAAACAAGCAGGGUCAACUGGGCUAUACUCCCAAGGGUGAUCCUCUUGUUAGUGACACCCUAGCGUUGGUGCCGAAUUUGGCCUCUUAUUCUGAACCAAUUGGGUAUGUGGCACUUGGAGAGAGCCACACAGCGGCACUCGACUCUUUAGGGAAGUCUUUCAGCGUGUCAUGUCCGCUCAGUUCACUUCACCAGUAGCAGCGGCGGUGAGAGGUCACGGUGCAGGUCUUGUGGCUUGACGCAGCUCUUGAAGGAAUUAAAUGGCUCCUCCUUGGCCAAUCAGCACCGAGGCAGAGUUGAUUGAUGUACAGGUGUGAAUUCAGCUGCCUCCUUGCUGUUCCCGUUGCCAGGAUACCAUGUGAUCGAGGCAGUGUUGGGGAAGGUGAAAUUAUUCAUCAGGUGUGACGUGUGCUGCUUCACUCCAUCCCAUGAACAGUUGCCCACAGCAAUCUCUACCACAUCAGGCCUGACAUACUCAUUGCAAUCAGGGAGUCAAGUUUCAUCAGGAAGAGGGGCUGUGUCACUACCUGUAAGCCUGACGAGGUGUUAGUUAAGUCAAGGAGCGUCAUCAGGAAGAGGGGCCGAGUCUUGCUACCUGUAAGCCUGACAAGAGGAGUCAAGGAAUUUUUCAUUGCAAUCAAGGAAGAGUCAAGUUGUAAGAAGAUUGUAAGGCAAGAAUUUUAAGCAGGAAUAAUUGUCAAGCAGUUAACAGCAGGAAGAAUGCAGCAAGAAAAGGGUACAAGAGUUUUCAAGUAAGAAGGUUGUAAGGCAAGAAUUUUAAGCAGGAAAAAGUAAGGUAAGAAUUUUAAGGAAUAAUUGUCAAGCAGUUAACAGCAGGAAGAAUGCAGCGAGAAAAGGGUACAAGAGUUUUCAAGUAAGAAGAUUGUAAGGCAAGAAUUUUGAGCAGGAAGGAUAUUGUUAAGCAGUUUAGCAGCAGGAAGAGUCCCUUCAAGCUGUUGGUGGGAGUGACAAGCAUCCUUCAGGACUUGCAAAGGCUGAAGUCCUCAACACUAGUCUCACUCAAGUUGACACAGGAGCUCUCUGACACAAGGAAAACAAAUCAUUUAUCCUAUUGUGUAUUUAUUAAACUUUUGUGAUUAAACAAUAUAUAUAUAUUAUUAUCUUGUACAUACUUAGGGAAUGAUUAAACAAUAAUGAUUUAUUA
Scylla paramamosain (green mud crab) is the source of this 2737-nucleotide messenger RNA. Its product is annotated as RCC1 and BTB domain-containing protein 2-like. The transcript has 11 exons. Lineage: Eukaryota; Metazoa; Arthropoda; Malacostraca; Decapoda; Portunidae. Bases 953 to 1480 code for a protein of 175 amino acids. The record is from RefSeq and is a predicted model, not a curated record.